Messenger RNA from Closterium sp. Naga37s-1, 1060 nucleotides. Lineage: Eukaryota; Viridiplantae; Streptophyta; Zygnematophyceae; Desmidiales; Closteriaceae. The record is from the annotation of a GenBank genome assembly.
CCCGUCCUCCCGUCCCCCCAUUUCCCUUCCCCCCAUUUCCAUUCCCCCCAUAACCCUCUCCCCCGUUUCCCUUCCCCCUGUUCCCCUCCCCCCCACUUCCCGACCCCCCUUUUCUCGUCCCCCCUGUUCCCCUACCACCGUUUCUCUUCCCCUCGCUUCCCUUCCUCCCGUCUCCCUUCCCCCCGUUUCACAUCCCCCCACUUCCAGUCCCUCCUUUUUCCGGUCCCCCCUUUUCCCGUCCCCCCUUUCCCCUCCCCCCCGUCUCCCUUACCCCCGUUUCCCUACCCCCCGUUUCCCAUCCCCGCUCUCCUCUGUCCCCCAUGUCCUCCUCUCUCACCCCUGUCCUACUCUCCCCCCCCUAUUCUCCUCUCUCUACUGUGCCAUCCUCUCUCCCUUCUAUCAUCCUCUCUCUUCCUCUGUCUUCCUCGCUCCCCUCUGCCAUCCUCUCCCCACCUUGUCCUCCUCCCCCCUGUCCUCCUCCCCCCCUUGUCCCCCUCUCUCCCCCCUGUCCUCCUCUCUCCCCCCUGUCAUCCUCUCUACCCCCUGUCCUCCUCUCUUCCCCCUGUCCUCCUCUCUCCCCCCUGUCAUCCUCUCUCCCCCCUGUCCUCCUCUCUCCCCCCUGUCAUCCUCUCUCCCCCCUGUCAUCCUCUCUCCCCCCUGUCCUCCUCUCUCACCCCUGUCAUCCUCUCCUCCCCUUGUCUUCCUCCCACCUCCCCGCUACCCUUCACUGUGCCCCUUCCUCCCCAUCUCACCUCCCUGCCUCCCCAUACCCUCAGCCGCCCCUCGCUCUGCUGGCCCGCCCCCUGCUGCCCCUCCAUCUGCCGCCCCUCUGUUCAAAAGCCCCUCCCUCAGCCCCCUCCAUCUCAGCCGGCCCUCCAUGUGCUCCUGCAGCCUCUACUGCCCCGCUACUGCUGCAACUCUCUCUGGUGCCCCACCCUCUCUUACCCCACUCUCUACCGCGUCACCGCGCAUUCGCCACUAUGGAAAUGGCAGGGUCUCUAACGAGGUGAUUACCAUACGAGUCAACGCCCUGCCCCUACGCCACACAUCCGUCUCAUGA